AUGGCCAACUCGAGGGAUGUUCCUCAGGUGAGCCGCAGGAUAAGUGAGGUUCUGCCCGAAGAUGAUCGACACGAUGGUUCUAGCAGUGAGGAUGACUACAACAGGAAGAUAGAAGUCGUCUUCGACAAUGAAGCUGUCCGCAGACGAAAAUCCUCCACCGUACUUGCGGAAACUCCUGUAGUUGAGAAGCCGAAGAGGAUUCAGGCAGAGCGCACCAAAUCCCAGUGCUUGGUCCACAAUCUGGUCGAGAAAAGCUCGUUCAGUCAACCCAAAGUCGAAUCGAAGCUCGAACAGAUCGACGAAUUAGAGCCUGCGUCAAAGUUGGAUGGCAAUGGUCAGGAUUCGGUUCAAGAGGACAACCGUGCGACAGAAUCCCGCCUACUCACGAAGAAACAAUUGAGUGACAUGGCCAUGAGCGUGAGAACAAUGGCCAAGAGAUUGAGUAGUUUAAAGGUCAAACUGAGGGUCAGGGCCAUCUUUCUGCUCACCAAGAUCUAUGACAAGACAUUGAUUACCAAAACGAAAGAGGUGACGAGGUGGUUGCUUUCCAAGGACAGAUCUGUACCUUACAUUGUAUAUGUCGAGGACAGCUUGAAAGACAACCCGGCAUUCGAUGCUGAGGGUAUUUGUGCCGAGGACCCUUCCUUUCGAGAGCGUCUGAGGUAUUGGGAUGCUGAACUGGCUCGGAGGCAUCCACAUACCUUUGACUUUGUGAUCACACUGGGCGGUGACGGGACAGUCCUUUAUGCGAGCUGGCUGUUCCAAAGAGUCGUACCACCUGUGCUAUCCUUCGCACUAGGCUCAUUGGGGUUCCUCACAAAAUUUGACUUUGACAGCUAUCAGCACAUCCUCUCGCAGGCCCUUAAGGAUGGUGUAACGAUCAGUUUGAGAUUGCGAUUCGAAGGCACUGUUAUGCGGUCCCACAAGCGAGUCGACGACGCAGAACAUCGAGAUAUCGUGGAAGAACUGAUCGGAGAGGAAGCCGAUGAUCGAAAUACCCAUAAACCGGACGCGACGUUUGAGAUCCUGAACGAUAUCGUGGUUGACAGGGGCCCCAACCCGACAAUGUCAACCAUUGAACUUUUCGGAGAUGAAGAACACCUUACGACUGUGCAAGCAGAUGGGAUUUGUGUCGCCACUCCCACCGGAUCCACUGCGUACAAUCUUGCUGCUGGGGGCUCACUAUGCCAUCCCGAGAAUCCUGUUAUUCUCGUCACAGCGAUCUGCGCCCAUACUCUGUCAUUCAGACCGAUUAUCCUGCCCGACACUAUUGUUCUUCGACUGGGUGUCCCCUUCGAUGCACGGUCGAACUCGUGGGCAAGUUUUGACGGGCGGGAGAGAAUUGAGCUAUUUCCAGGCGACUAUGUGACCAUAUCGGCCUCUAGAUAUCCGUUUGCUAACGUCAUGCCACCUGGGCGCCGAAGUGAAGAUUGGGUAAACAGCAUUUCCAGGACCUUACAGUGGAACUCCAGACAACGGCAAAAGGCGUUUCAUGAAUGGGACGGUAAAACGACGGUGAAAGAAGAAUUCAAGGGAUGA
Messenger RNA from Fonsecaea multimorphosa CBS 102226, 1539 nucleotides. RefSeq lists its product as uncharacterized. Gene Ontology annotation, molecular function: NAD+ kinase activity. The coding region runs from base 1 to 1539 and encodes 512 amino acids. NCBI's taxonomy places the organism in Eukaryota, Fungi, Ascomycota, Eurotiomycetes, Chaetothyriales, Herpotrichiellaceae. The record is from RefSeq and is a predicted model, not a curated record. The transcript has 4 exons. Gene Ontology annotation, biological process: NAD+ metabolic process; NADP+ biosynthetic process.